Molecule: messenger RNA, 1687 nt
Organism: Cucumis melo (muskmelon)
Lineage: Eukaryota; Viridiplantae; Streptophyta; Magnoliopsida; Cucurbitales; Cucurbitaceae
Product: probable E3 ubiquitin-protein ligase RHY1A
Exons: 3
Coding region: 925-1518 (197 amino acids)
Biological process (GO): protein ubiquitination
Cellular component (GO): endoplasmic reticulum
Molecular function (GO): ubiquitin-protein transferase activity
Source: RefSeq, a predicted model, not a curated record
CAUUCCUUUUUUUAAGAGUGAGAAAAAGAGAGAAUGAUUGAGCAAAUCGUCUCGUUAUUGUACGUUUUGCUCUUACCACCUUCAAUGCGCGAGGCCCCACUUUUGUCUGUUACCUUCUUCACUCCCCAGCUUCGUUGGCCUUCAUACUUUAUCCUCAUUUUAAUUCCUUCUUCUCACAUUUCCCUAUCUUCCAUUCUACCUUUGUUUUCGUGUUCUUCGUUUCCUCUGCUUCUGGGUUUUUUAAAUCAGCGAUUUCAUUUUUUUUUAGUUGUAAUCCGUGAUGGGUUUUGGUUAAUUUUGACGAAACUGUGAAACUUGGGUUAUUUUGAAAUGAAAUUAGUAUGGAUUUGAGGAUUUUGGAGUUGGGUUUCUUUGUUUUCGGUGGAGUUGGUAUUUUUGAUUCGUUUGCUCAAACCGAGAAGCUCCAUUGAUUCUGAGUUGAAAUCGUUUUUUUUUCUUUGUUGUUUAAUGGAUUUUGAGUUGAAAAUAUUACUUUAAUCCCUUCCUCUCACAUUUCUCCAUCUCUCAUUUUACCUCUGUUUUCAAGCUUCUUCUUCGUGUUCUUCGUUUCUCUGCUUUUGCGUGUUUUCUUUUUUCUGUUCAUUCCCUGUAAUUUAGGGGUUUCGUUGGCUUGAUUAAUUUUGACGAAAUUAUGAAACUGGGUUGAUUUUGAGAUGAAAUUAGCGAGCGUGGAUUUGAGAAUUUGUACUUGUGUUUCUUCGUCGUGAAAUGGGUAUUUUGAGUUGAAAUCCUCUUGGGUUUAAUCCAAUUAGUUUUCACCAUUUCUAUCUCGACUAUCUCUUUCUUCUUCGUUAUCCUCUCUGUUUCUCUAUUCAGAUUACUCUGCAGAUUUUUUUUCCAAAUGAGUUUCCAAUAAAUCUACUGAUAUUUCCGAUUUUAAUCUAACAAAAACAUCGUUAAUCGAUGGCGGGAAUGUUACCCGGAGUUGAAUGUGCUAGAAGGAGGCGGUUCCACCACAGCAUAAACUCAUCGGACUCGCCGUCCACGGCGGCGAAAUCAGGAUCUACAAGAAGACCAUCGUUCUGUUUGUACACAAGCAACCGUGAUUUUCAUCUAAUUUCAUCAUCUUCUUCACAGCAACGGAGCCUGACGAAUAAAGCUCAUCAGAACGAGAAACUUGGUGAAAUUGCAAGAGAAGCUAAGGAACGGUUAGAUGAGAGGUUGAGGACUCACCGAAAACCUGAAAAUUCAAGGAGCAAGAAUAGCAAGAAUGAAGAAGUAAAGUCGAAGGAAUCAAGAGAAAAAAAUAAUGGUGAGAGAAAAGAGAUGAGGAGUACAAAAGGGAAAGAAGAAGAAACAAGAAAAAGGUUUAGUUGGGGCCGGAAGCUAAUGAAAUGGAAAGCCUCGGAGCAGGACGAGUGCAGCGUUUGUCUAGAACGGUUCAGAUCUGGCGAGCCACUGCUCCAUCUUCCAUGUGCCCAUAAGUUCCAUUCCACUUGCUUGGUUCCUUGGCUCCAAGCCAAUGCCCAUUGUCCUUGCUGCCGCGCUUCCCUAUAAGCCCUCCCUACCUAACUCUAUAGAGUUUUAUAUUUGGUUAAUCAAGGCUAAGGUAGCGCUAAUGAUAUGUAUAGAUGUGUUAAUGAUCGAAAGGUGUGUUCAAAAUUUACAAAACAAUCACUACUAUUAAAUUAUAUAUGAUAUUGAGUAAUCUUGUUUUGAUCGUUAA